Molecule: messenger RNA, 2310 nt
Organism: Orcinus orca (killer whale)
Lineage: Eukaryota; Metazoa; Chordata; Mammalia; Artiodactyla; Delphinidae
Gene: CFAP418
Product: cilia and flagella associated protein 418
Exons: 7
Coding region: 99-695 (198 amino acids)
Cellular component (GO): cytosol
Source: RefSeq, a predicted model, not a curated record
GCGGGGGUGGCCAGCGCGCCCUGCGGAUCCUCGCGUUGCCCCUGGAAACCACACGGUGCUGUAGCUACCAGAGCAAGGGAAGGACAUGACGAUUCAAGAUGGCGAAGGACCUGGACGAGCUCUUGGAUGAGGUCGAGUCCAAGUUUUGCAGACCAGACCCACUGAGACUGGGUAUGGUCGAACGGCCCAGAGGCGGAGGCAGUGGCGGUGGCAUCCUCAGCAACGACCGGAACCGAGCCGAGGCGGAAGAGAAUCUCAGAUCAACAGAAACAUUUAAAAAAGAACAUGAUCUUGACAGUCUUAUUAACGAAAUAUUUGAAGAGCCCAACUUUGACAAAAAAUGCUUUAAAUUAAAAUCUAAAUCUUCAGGUAACACAUCUGUCAGAGCUUCCAUUCAAGGCCCUGGUAAGAGCUGCAGCCCAGUAUACCUUGGUGGAAGCGCUGUUCCAUGUGGGGUUGGGACAAAUACUUCACAGAGAAAGAAAUUUUGGUUCCAGAAUGGAAAAUGGAUUGGAAGUUGGAGGGACAAGACAGGAGAGAACACAGGGAGACCAGUCAACAGGCAAGCAUGUGACCAUCUGCGUUGUAUAGCCUGUGAUUUCUGGGUAGUAAGCUGCGAUGACUAUGGGUGGGACAAAUCAUGUGAUUACCUGUUUUUCAGGGGACGCUGGUUCGAUCUCUGGUCAGGGAACUGAGAUCCGAAAUGCUGCAGGGCAACUAAACUCAUGUGCUGCAGCUAGAGAGCCCGCAUGCCGCAACUACAGAGCCCACACACUCUGGGGCCCAUGUGCCACAACCAGAGAGAAGCCCGCACACCACAACGAAGAGCCUGCAUGCCACAACGAAAGAUCCCACGUGGUGCAGCUAAGACCUGACACAACCAAAAAUAAAUAAAUAAAUAAAUAUUUUUUUAAAAAAGAUAAGAGAUGCUUUGAUGUUUAUAUUGUGGGGGGGGGGGGGAAGACAAGAGAAGGGAAGGUUAUGUGAGUAACAAGGUCCUGGAGGCUUUGGGGUCUAGAGUGCUGAUGGAAAGUGGGCCUUGGAUAGGAAGAGGCCGCCUCUGUGCCUGGGUGGAAAGAGGUCAUAUACUGAUGUGUUCAAGGGGACAGCUAGGAAAUGGAGGCCUUUUCACAUCUCACUGCCUGAUUUUGUGAAGGAAGAUGUGAUCUGCUUGAAAGUAGAGGGGAGAGGAAACACUUGAGGGCAAUAAGUGUAUCCUAGCUUUGAGAAGUUCUAGAACUUUCUAAAAGAAGUAUAAGCUAUACUUGACCAUCCUGCCAUGAUAGCUAAAUAAAAUGCUCUUAUUUUUCUAUUAAACUGUGUUUGCUUUAUGGGAAAUAAUGAAAUUUUCUUUCUCAGCUUUUAAAAUGUGCACUACUUGAAAUGUAUUAAUUAUUGAUAGUUCCUUGGCUUUCAUGAUUCCUACUCCUGAAAUCUCUAAGUAUUCAAUCAAGUGUGACAUGUUAAGUUUGUCAAAAUAUAUUGCAGAUUGAAUAAAGGACAGUCCUUCAUUUAGCCAUUUAGUUUUCAUUAAACACAUUUAGUUUUGUUUGGCUUUUUUCUUUGCAGUAAAACUUAUUCAGUUCUUCCCCUAUCUCACUGUAACCUUAGCUAAGUUGUUCAGCUGGUCAAAGUCUCAGUUUCCUGAAGUCAGACAGUUGGCCUGGAAAAUCUCUUAGGUUUUGUUAGGGUCUAACCUCAAUUGUGCCUGAAUUUUGUGCAGUACUGAAUGUGGUGCCCAUUGGCCACCAGAGGGCACUUUGUUUCCUGCUUUCUGUAGCAGUGACAUCAACAGUUAACAGUGUAUUUCUUUCUUUAAAAGUACUUAUACUGUAUUUCAUCAUUUCACUAUGUAUUUUUUCAUCAUUUCACUUUGAAUUUUUUCAUUUUCUUUUGUCAUGGAAUAUUUACAUAAAUUCAGUACAUGGACUAUGAAAAUCAUAAUUGAUUUUCUAUUAAUUAAAUUUAACUUCUGCAGUCUUUUUUAUAAUAGCAUCAAGUCAGAUGGUUAUCGUUUUUCAUGAGUUCUGCGCAUAGGUUUAAUUAUGUUAAAAUUACUGACAUUUAUUUCAGGAUAGGCAUUUGUUUUGUUUCUGGUAGUGUAAGUAAAUAAGCAGAUCAUUGAAACAAAUGAGAUAUAAUAUGAAUUCAACACAUAGAAAUAACAAGCACUUUUUCUCUAUUAAUGAAAAAUUUCUAUAGUUAACCCAUCAGAAGCCUGUUAUCUUUAUGCCUCUUAUAUGCCCUCCAUUUGCCACACUGCUGGCUUUAUUUUUUUUUUUUUUCUUUUUUGCGGUACACGGGCCUCUC